AUUCAUCGACGUUACCUAGUGCGUCUAAUGGCGCCGUGUUGGCCGUCUAUAUUAGUCCGAUCUGCUCUUCUGCUCGUACGGAAAGGACGAGAAAUGGCUUGCUCCGCUGUACGGUCGCCCGUUCUUCGUAGCCCAGCGGUGAGACAUUAUGCAGCUGCAGCAGCGACUCAAUGCUCCAGCGCAGCAGUGCCUGAGCUUCAGGUACUGUCAAGCAAUAAAGUGACUGUUGCUGCGCUUGAUAAUAACAAUCCUGUCGCUCAAGUGUCGGUUAUCUUCAGAGCGGGAUCGCGCAAUGAGACCUACGAAACGCAAGGUACAGCACAUCAUCUUCGUAUCGCCACUGGUCUAAGUACUUGCAGGUCGACCACUUUCGGAAUAACCAGGAAUAUUCAGCAACUCGGUGGAAACUUAACCGCCACUACCGAUCGCGAAAGUAUUGCUUACACAUUACAAAUUACAAGAAAUAACUUAGACAAAGCCUUAACGUUUUUGGAGGAUGUCGCCACGCAGCAAGUGUUCAAACCAUGGGAAAUAGCCGACGAGCUGCCCAGGCUGCGCUAUGAAUUGUCCACGAUACCCGAGGCAACUCGUAUAAUAGAAUUAUUGCACAAGGCAGCCUAUCGCACUGGGCUGGGCUACUCUCUGUACUCGCCAAAGAGACAACUUGGAAAAAUUAAUACAGAAACUCUGCAACAUUUUGUCAAUACCUGGUUCACCGGCAACAAGUGCGCAGUUGUGGCAACCGGCGUAUCGCUGUCAGAUGUAUCCCAGUUUGCUUCAAACCUGAAAGUAGGCUCAGGAGAUAACACCGUGGCGGCUGCCAAGUAUCACGGUGGGGAACUUCGCAAGGAGCGAUCCUCCGACCUGACCACUGUGGCGGUAGCCGUUGAAGCUGCUGGCUUAGACAAAGAAAAGGACGCUCUCGCUUUUGCCGUGCUGCAGAGAGCGCUUGGCUCUGGUCCACGUGUGAAAUGGGGUAACAGCGUGUCCCCGUUGCAGAGGGACGCGGCAAGCGCGGCGAGCGCCGAUCAAUUCGCUAUCACGGCGUUUAACGCUGCUUACAGCGAUUCCGGGCUUGGUUUCGUUCUCUCCUCGCUGCCCAAUAUCGCCGGUUCCGUGACGAAAGCUGCCGCGGCACAUCUAAGAUCACCGAAGCUUUCCGACGCUGAUAUCACACGCGGUAAAGCCACCUUGAAGGCAGAGAUAUUAUACGCCGCAGAUAACGACGCCGCGCUCCUGGAGAACAUCGGACAGCAGGCGCUCCUUAAAGGACGCUUGUACAAGCCGUCCGAUCUCGUUGCGCAAGUGGACAAAGUAACUGCGUCUGAAGUCAAGUCGGCUGCCGGAAAACUCGGUAGCGGAAAAUUGUCUAUGGCUGCGAUCGGCAAUCUAUCCACUAUUCCGUAUGUCGACGAAUUGAAGUAGACACAAUACUGUAAAUCUGAAUACCAUUAACUGUAAACCCUCGAUUUCUAAAUCCUGUUUAGAGAUGCUCGCGUUUAUCAGUGUAGAAUCUACUACGCGAUAUUAAUAAAAGCAUCGCUGUAGUUCAUGUAUAGAGUCGGAUAUCUGUCUUGGAUAUCUCACUUAUCUAUAAGACGGAAAGAGAUUUAAUAAAAAGAAAAUAAAAUGUUAAA
This is a messenger RNA of Linepithema humile (Argentine ant), 1637 nucleotides long. RefSeq names its product Ubiquinol-cytochrome c reductase core protein 2 (gene UQCR-C2). NCBI's taxonomy places the organism in Eukaryota, Metazoa, Arthropoda, Insecta, Hymenoptera, Formicidae. Gene Ontology annotation, molecular function: metal ion binding. The record is from RefSeq and is a predicted model, not a curated record. Gene Ontology annotation, cellular component: mitochondrion.